AUGGUGAUGAGUGCUCUGUUUCACUCACUCUUCAGGCCAGGAAGGAGUUGCGUGUUCAUUGGGGUAGGGUCGCUGUUCCUCCUCUAGAUAAUCUUGGGCCAGGCCAGGACACCAAGCAGGGACCAUGCCUGUGUUGAUACCCCCAGUUGAGCAUAGCCCGGACGUGUAUGUUGGCCCUCCAGCAUGGCGCGAGGCUGCCAAAGCCAUUAUACAGAAGGCACACGAGCUGAACGAUCGCUGCGGACAGGAGGCAGUGACCAUGUGGCAACCCAAGGACGACGUGCAGGACCCUCACAUGGCGCGCCACCUCUGCCGGGCAGCCUACAUUCUGCCCUGGCGCUUCCGCGUGGAAAUGCUCAAAGGUGGUGGCACCAUGGAGCAGCCACCGCCCGGCGAGGGCGUUACUUUGUGGAAGAACAAGAUGAAGCCCCCUGCCUGGCACGCCCGCCUACCACUGCCCAUGCACCGCGACGCGCGAGCCCUACAGACGGCAGAGGUGGUGCACGCGCACGCUCGGGGGGCGCGCCUCACCGCCGCCCGCCUCGGCCGUGCGCAGCAGCAGAUCAAUGGGCAGAUGCGGCUGCUGCAGCGUCAGCGAGAGGCUACCGACCACAGGCUCAGCGAAGUGCGCAAGGGACUGCUUAUUAAUCAGCAGAGCGUCAAACUGCGGGGCUACCGGCCCAAGUCUGAGAAGAUCCCUGACAAAGCUGACACUAUGCUUACCUGGGAAAAAGAGGAGCUGAAGAGUAUGAAGAGGAAGAUGGAGAAAGAUAUGGAAAAAUCAGAGGCCCUGCUCAAGACCCUGGCCUCCUGCCGUGAAACUCUGAUCUUCUGCUGUGAGGAGAGGCUCCAAGCUGUGGAGUUAAUGAACCAGCCACUGGACAAGGUUCUGGAGCAGGCCUGCCGCCACUCUUGGGUGAACCUCUCCAGAGUUCCCACCCCUCGCACUCAGGGCUUGAAAACUCCACCUCCAGACCCUGUGGGCACCUAUACUCCAGAGUGCGCCGCUGUACUGUAUGAAGCCAAGCAACUGCUGAUGGAGUCUAAGGACACUUUGCUAGAUAUGGCAAAGAACGAGGAGGACAUCCGGGAACAACAACAGCAGAUAAGCGAUCGCGUGUGCGCCUCGAUAGCACAAAAAAUGCGUGAGACUUUGGAGCUGAAGGAUAAAAUGAACAUGACCUUAGGACUGAUGAGGAGAACUAUCCACCGGUGCACAAAAUUCAACCAGGAGAUGUACAUCACCCGCGGCCUCACCAAGGGUCCUCUGUCUAAAACUCACCUGGAGACUCGAGAGAAACUGGACAGACCUCUGGUUCGUGUAUACCAGAGACACGUGGGCACCCAACUCCCAGAAGCCACGCGCCUUGCCCAGGGCACUGACAAGCUGCAGCGCCACAUCUCCCUUGCGGAAAAGAAUCUGAAGGAGCUCCUUGCUGCGCGCAAGAACCUCACCUGGAGCCUGAACUGCAAGAAGAUUGGGCAUGAAGUGGACGACAACGUGGUGCGCCUGCGCCUCCGCCAACGGCACCCACAAGUGUGCUACGAGCAAGCGCAACGCCUAGUCAGCGACUGGGACCCACGCACGCCGCCGCGCUGGGAGUCCAGCGCCGCAGCCAAGUGACAGGAGCACCCCUGCCCCUAGCGGGCCACAGCCCAAUGGCCCCCUCUAUCUUCUGAUCCACUCUCCAUUGAGCGCCCUCUAACAGAAUUAUAACUAAAAAUAACAAUAAUUA
Molecule: messenger RNA, 1736 nt
Organism: Phacochoerus africanus (Common warthog)
Lineage: Eukaryota; Metazoa; Chordata; Mammalia; Artiodactyla; Suidae
Gene: TEKTL1
Product: coiled-coil domain containing 105
Exons: 7
Coding region: 125-1624 (499 amino acids)
Source: RefSeq, a predicted model, not a curated record